AUGGGCAUCCCAGCUGCUUUCCGAUGGCUUUCGAACAAGUAUCCCAAGAUCAUAUCGCCUGUCGUCGAAGACCGACCCGUCGUUAUGGACGAUGGCACCGAAAUACCUGUCGACAUUACUCGUGCGAAUCCAAACGGCGAAGAGCUGGACAAUCUUUAUCUUGACAUGAAUGGAAUCGUCCAUCCCUGUGCGCAUCCAGAGGAUAAGCCAGCUCCAAAAGAUGAAGAAGAGAUGAUGCUUGAAAUUUUCAAAUAUACCGACCGUGUGGUUAACAUGGUCCGACCACGAAAGAUACUCAUGAUAGCAGUUGACGGUGUUGCGCCCCGCGCCAAAAUGAACCAACAGCGAUCCAGACGAUUUCGAUCGGCGCAAGAAGCUAAAGAAAAGGAAGACGACAAACAAGAGCUGAUAAAGCUGCUUAAACAGCAAAAUGGAGGUGACUUCGCUGCUGAAAGCACAGAAGCGGUGGCGAAAAAGGCGUUUGACAACAACUCCAUUACGCCGGGCACUCCUUUUAUGGAUAUACUGGCAAGCAGCCUGCGCUAUUGGUGUCAAUAUAAACUGAAUACGGACCCUGGCUGGGCAAAACUGAAGAUCAUCAUCUCAGACGCCACCGUGCCAGGCGAAGGCGAGCAUAAGAUCAUGAACUUUGUCAGAUCUCAACGAGCUAGCCCGGACUAUGACCCUAACACUCGACAUGUUAUUUAUGGGCUAGACGCUGAUUUGAUUAUGCUGGGACUUGCAACCCACGAGCCUCAUUUUCGCGUCCUACGUGAGGAUGUUUUCUUUCAGGAUGGCAAAGCUCGCACGUGUAAGCUUUGCGGUCAGCGAGGGCACGAUGCCCAAAACUGCAGAGGCGACACGAAAGAGAAAAAUGGAGAGUUUGAUGAGAAAGACAAGCCAGUGAUACUCAAACCUUUCAUCUGGCUUCACGUCUCUGUACUAAGAGAAUACUUGGCCGCUGAGCUUGCGAUACCCGAUCUGCCGUUCCGUUUCGAUCUUGAGCGGGUUAUCGAUGACUGGAUCUUCAUGUGCUGCUUUGUUGGAAACGAUUUUCUUCCACAUUUGCCAGCACUGGAAAUUCGCGAACAUGGCAUUGAUACACUUACAACCAUUUGGAAACGUAAUCUACCUGCACUUGGCGGUUACAUCACAAAGGAUGGCCACAUUGAUUUGGAACGAGCUCAGUGCAUUUUAGAUGGGCUUGCACUGCAGGAGGAUAUGAUUUUCAAGAAGAGAAAAGAGCAGGAGGACCGUCGUGAAGCAAACGCAAAACGUCGCCGACUUCAAAACAACGGAGCAGCAGGACGGGAUAACCGCAACGAUGGAAAAGGCCUCAGAAGCGGAUACGAAGACCCAUCUCGCGGGCUUGCUCUGCACCCAAUUGGGUCGAUUCCAACAGCACCCUUGAGAGCCAUCACUCAUGACAUGAUCGUCAAUCGAACCGGCGCGGGCGACGCAAACGUCGCCAACAAAAGUGCUGCUAGUGUCCUCAAAGAGCGCUUGAAGGCAAGCCGAGAUGCCACGGCUCCCGAAGCAGGCCAGAAUGACUCUGAAAACGGCUCAGCACACUCGGCACCGGGAAAGCGCAAAAUAUCAGCUGUCGAAGGGGUUGACGAUUCAACUCCAAAUGAUUCCCAAGGCAAAGCCACUCCGGCUGAUACCACUGACAUGCCAGCGGACCCGGUCAGGCUAUGGGAGGAUGGAUAUGCCGAUCGUUACUAUCAACUUAAGUUUCACAGAGAUCCUGGCGACAUAUCAUUUCGCAAGCAAGUUGCUCAUGCUUAUGUUGAAGGACUGGCGUGGGUUCUGCAAUAUUACUUUCAAGGCUGCCCGUCUUGGGAGUGGUAUUAUCCAUACCAUUACGCGCCGUUCGCGGCUGACUUCAAAGAAAUAACAGAGGCCAAUGUCACAUUCGAAAAAGGCAUCAUUUCCCGGCCGUUUGAACAGCUGAUGAGCGUUCUGCCGGCCGCUUCGCGCGAUAAUUUGCCGGAUGUUUUCCACAGUUUAAUGACUAACCCGGAUAGUGAAAUCAUUGAUUUCUAUCCCGAAGAGUUCGAGGUUGACUUGAACGGGAAGAAGAUGGCAUGGCAGGGAGUUGCAUUGCUACCUUUUAUUGAGAUGGACCGCCUUCUGGCAGCUGUGCAACAGAAGUAUCCGCUUCUAAGCGACCUAGAUAUGAAGCGCAAUGGCGUUGGAAGGGACGUUUUGUUGCUAUCAGAUAGCCAUGAGAGCAUUUACGACGAGAUCUUGACAAACUUUUACUCCAAAAAGCAAGGCUCUGCUCAAUUCCAACUCAAUCCCAAGACGAGUGACGGACUAUCCGGCUACGUUGAGAAGCAAGAAGAGUACGUGCCACACGGUACGCUGCACUAUCCCCUCGAACGCAAGUCCAUGCCGGAUUUAGACUAUGAUCGCUCCAUGAGCGUUAACUACGAUAUGCCGAAAAUGGCCCAUGAUCACAAGUCGAUGCUCCUGCGUGGCGUCAAAAUGCCGACCCCUGCACUCACGCGAAGUGACAUCGAGGUUUUGAGAGGCAAGUCAUCGCGAGGGGGUUAUGGUGGCGGCAACCGCGGAGGUCGCUAUGACCCUGGUGGACAUCAUCAAUUCAGACAGAACGGAAGGGGCAGGGGUCAAGACUUCGGCCCUAGCCGUCCCCAGUCGAACCAUUAUAGGCACGGCGAUUCGCGUCCUCCGCCUCAGCAGCAUUUCCAGGGACAGGGAGGCUGGCAGCCUCCCCAACCUGGCUCUUCUGGUUUUGGAAGGGGCGUUCCGCCGCCGCCACCUGCAGCACACCAACGAGGCUGGGGUUCCCAAGGCUUCAACGGUAGUGGUCAAAACUACGGCUCAAGUCAGAGCUACCAGUCGCAAGGCGGCCAGUAUUACCGUGGUGGGUGGAGCGGUCACCGGUAA
Molecule: messenger RNA, 2913 nt
Organism: Akanthomyces muscarius
Lineage: Eukaryota; Fungi; Ascomycota; Sordariomycetes; Hypocreales; Cordycipitaceae
Exons: 3
Coding region: 1-2913 (970 amino acids)
Biological process (GO): nuclear-transcribed mRNA catabolic process
Cellular component (GO): nucleus
Molecular function (GO): 5'-3' RNA exonuclease activity; zinc ion binding; RNA binding
Source: RefSeq, a predicted model, not a curated record